Molecule: messenger RNA, 1778 nt
Organism: Solea solea (common sole)
Lineage: Eukaryota; Metazoa; Chordata; Actinopteri; Pleuronectiformes; Soleidae
Product: cytochrome P450 2K4-like
Exons: 9
Coding region: 202-1716 (504 amino acids)
Biological process (GO): xenobiotic metabolic process
Cellular component (GO): cytoplasm; intracellular membrane-bounded organelle
Molecular function (GO): iron ion binding; heme binding; oxidoreductase activity, acting on paired donors, with incorporation or reduction of molecular oxygen, reduced flavin or flavoprotein as one donor, and incorporation of one atom of oxygen
Source: RefSeq, a predicted model, not a curated record
AAAGAAAAGGCAAUAACAAGGCAAAUAAGUGACCACCCACAGUAGAGGAUAUUAUUGAGUUUACUGAUUUAUGCGGGUGAACUUUGCCAUUCUCUCCUCCCUCCUGUGGUGGGUUGACUUGUUGACUCUCUGGCAGCUACAAAAGGCUUCUGUCGUUAUGUCAAAGCUCAGAAAAACAGGGACGCAGAUUGUCUUCAGACGAUGGAUAUAUUAAAGGUUUUGUUCCAGUCGUCCCUCAGCUCUGUCUCACUGUUGGGGGCUCUGCUGGUGCUGCUGCUCGUCUAUUUUAUUUCAACUUGGAGCUUCAGCUCAGAUGGGAAGGGCAAAGAACCUCCAGGACCCAAACCACUUCCCCUGCUUGGAAACCUGCUGCAGCUGGACCUUAAAAAACCCUACAAUACCUUCCUGGAGCUUUCCAAGAAAUAUGGACCAGUGUUCACCGUCUACUUUGGAUCUAACAAGGUGGUGGUUCUGGCAGGAUACAAGACCGUGAAAGAGGCUCUUGUCAACAAGGCUGACGAGUUUGGGGAAAGAGACCCUCCGCAAAUCUUUAAGGAGCUAGCGGAUGGGCAUGGGGUUUUAUGGUCCAACGGAGAUUCAUGGAGAGAAAUGAGGCGCUUUGCUUUGACAAACCUGAGAGAUUUUGGAAUGGGCAGGAAGGCUUGUGAGGACAAGAUCACUGAGGAAUGUAACUACCUCAUUGAAGUGUUUAAGAAAUUUAAAGGUGAUGCUUUUGAUACGACUGUACCAUUGAACUGUGCCGUAUCUAAUAUCAUCUGCUCCAUGGUCUAUGGCAGUAGAUUUGAAUAUGAUGAUCCAGAGUUUACCUCACUUGUGGAACGAACACACAAAAACCUUGAAAUUGCAGGCUCCGCAUCAAUGCAGCUCUACAACAUCUUCCCAUGGUGCCGUAAACUGUUCAAUAACAAAGUAUUCAGAGAUGCUGCUGAUGCUAACGCUGCGCAGAACCAAAAACUGUUUAGACGUCUGAAAGAGACCCUCAACCCACAGAUGUGCAGAGGGUUCGUGGACGCCUUUCUGGUCCGAAAGCAAAAUCUGGAGGAAUCUGGAGUGACCAACAGUCACUACAGUGAUAAAAACCUUCUGACCACGGUCAUUCAUCUCUUCGGUGCUGGCACUGACACAACAUCAACAACACUAAGGUGGGGCCUCCUGCUGAUGGCCAAGUAUCCAGAGAUACAAGACCAGGUCCAGGAGGAGCUAAGCAGGGCGAUAGGAACUCGUCAGGUGCAGGUUGAAGACAGGAAGAACCUGCCCUUUGUUGACGCCGUCAUCCAUGAGGUACAGAGACUGGCCAACAUCACCCCGAUGGCACUGCCUCACAGGACGAGCCAAGACGUCACCUUCCAGGGUUUCUUCAUUGAGAAGGGAACCACAGUGUUUCCUCUGUUGAUGUCUGUCCUGUAUGAUGAUGAUGAAUGGGAGAAACCUCGCUCCUUUCAUCCCGCCCACUUCCUGGACAAAGAUGGGAGGUUUGUCAAGCGAGAUGCCUUCAUGCCUUUUUCUGCAGGUCUUAGGAUUUGUCUCGGAGAGAGUCUGGCCAGGAUGGAGCUCUUCCUCUUCUUCUCCACCCUCAUGCAGCGCUUCCGUUUCUCUCCUGCUCCUGGAGUCUCCGAGGACGAUCUGGAUCUGACUCCACACGGGGGAAUAACCCUCAACCCGUCACCACAUAAACUGUGUGCUGUCCCCCUUUGAAAAUGCUGCUGCAUUGACUCGUGAUAGGAGAACAUAAAAAAUAAAACUGACCCUGAGCUCUA